AUGCUACGCGAGCUGCGUUUGAGCGAGGGGAUGACGAAGAAGUGGAUGGAUCUUUUGGAAUCGGGCUAUGACGAGCCACUCAAAGUCAUCCUGAUUGCUUUAUGUGAGGGACUUCGUGAACUUUCAUAUAUCACUUAUGACACAAGUGGUCAUGAAGCAGAAGAAGAUCCACUGGGUAUGCUCUCCACAUCGAUCCGCAGCAUAUAUCUUCUGGGUUCGCCGCAGUCUUGCCAGUGGCCAGUUGGGUUCAAAGCACUCCGCAGCAUUAUUGUAUCCGAGCCUUGCCGGUAUCGGCAUUCACACGAAAGCUUCUCAUCUGACUCCGCCACAGUCGCUCCUCUUUUCCUGCUGCCGGAGAUUCGCGAAUUGCGGCUAACUCUUAUUGGAUAUCGUGAAAGUGGCGACUAUGUGUGGGAAUGGGACGAGGCUGUGUCCUCUGUCAAGGACCUGCAAAUAAUUAACCCCGACCUCAAAGAGAAGAGCCUUGCGAGUUUUGUCAGUGCUUGCAGAGCACUCCAAUCAUUCACCUACGACCGGUUGCUGCAUGAACCGCUGAUGUGCGCAUCACUUCUUAAGCAUGCAAAGCAUUCUCUAGAGGAGCUUCGAGUCGAUGAGCAUACCUCAGGCUGA
Molecule: messenger RNA, 630 nt
Organism: Endocarpon pusillum Z07020
Lineage: Eukaryota; Fungi; Ascomycota; Eurotiomycetes; Verrucariales; Verrucariaceae
Exons: 1
Coding region: 1-630 (209 amino acids)
Source: RefSeq, a predicted model, not a curated record